Ceratitis capitata (Mediterranean fruit fly) is the source of this 2012-nucleotide messenger RNA. RefSeq names its product twinkle protein, mitochondrial (gene mtDNA-helicase). Gene Ontology annotation, molecular function: ATP binding; single-stranded DNA binding; 5'-3' DNA helicase activity. The transcript has 4 exons. Lineage: Eukaryota; Metazoa; Arthropoda; Insecta; Diptera; Tephritidae. Gene Ontology annotation, cellular component: mitochondrion. Gene Ontology annotation, biological process: mitochondrial DNA replication. The record is from RefSeq and is a predicted model, not a curated record. Bases 164 to 1975 code for a protein of 603 amino acids.
UGCAACAUUGACAUAAACAAUUUAAUUGAAGAUUUUAUUAACUCUACUAAAAUCUCCAAUUUUCCAUGCGUUUUCAAAUGGAACAUACAAGCGAAACGGCAAACUAUGAAAUUGUGUGCGGUAUGAAUGAAGUAAUUCGCAUUCGUAAUUGAGAGGAUGAACCAUGUAUUUCACGAUGCCAUUGAAAAACCGUAUUUCGAUAUUGGUUAAAUAUUUUCAAAGGUUUUUAAAAUUAAGAUUGCGCCCCAGGAUAAAUAAUGGCAUAGUUAAGAAUUUUGUUUUGCCACUUACUGUUGACAACAGUGUGGAUCCGAAGGUUAUGAUCGAAUUCAAAAAGCAUUUGAGGAAUCAGCGUAUGCUUUUCAAGGAUGGGCCUACAUGUUUACUAGUGGAAUGUCAUCUGUGCGAUAGCACUUCAAGUAACGAUGCCUAUGUAAAUAAAAGAACGGGUGUUUUCUUAUGCCCCAAAUGUAAUAUGAAGGCAAAUGUAGCGGAUGUUCUUGACUUAUAUGAGAAGCGAUGUAAAGGCAAUGCAACGUGCAAAGAUGUAGAAUAUAAAACUAUAUUCACAAAUUUACAACACAUUUCGGAACAUGCUUGUGAAAGUUUGGGAAUAAGAGGUCUUAAAGUAUCAGACUUGGAAUAUUUGGAUGCUCAAUACGAACCCAGUGCAGAUUGCAUACGAUUUCCAAUCAGAAAUGUGGCAAAUAAAGUUGUCGGUGAAAAAAUUCUUAAUUUGUCUGAUAAGACCGAGAAAACAAUAGAAAACUACAACUCCUCUGGAUUGUUGAUUUGCAAUCCGUUUCAAAAACCAACACGCGUGGUUCUAGUUUCUAAUCUUUUGGAUUACAUCAUUCUAUCAUUCCAACGCUUUAAUAACACUUCUAUUUGUUGUCUGCCGAAUGGUCUCAAAUCGCUGCCUCAGGAAUGUCUACCUUGCCUUGAAAAUUUUAAAGAAGUUGUAUUUUGGUUCGACUUCGAUACCGCGAAUUGGGAUGCAGCAAAGAAUUUUUCAAAAAAGUUGGAGGAGAAGCGAUGUUUUUUUAUACGUCCGACAGAAUCAGAACCGGCACCAUCUAAAGCACAUAAAAAGCGAUUAAAUUUGCAACAUAUUUUAAAUAAAGCGACUCCUAUGUGCCAUAAAUCUAUAACAACCUUCAACGCCCUUAAAUAUGAUAUUCUCAGUGAGCUACAAAAUAUUGAAAAAGUCAAUGGGGUAAAAUGGAAACGUUAUCCAACGCUAAAUAAGAUACUUAAAGGUCAUCGAAAGGGAGAAUUAACAAUACUUACUGGUCCUACUGGCAGUGGAAAAACCACUUUUAUGAGCGAAUAUUCACUCGACUUAGCUUUACAAGGAGUUUCCACUUUAUGGGGUUCAUUUGAGAUUCGAAAUUGCCGCCUCGCUGCUACAUUACUUCGACAGUAUGUUGGAUAUUCACUCGAGGAUAAACUUCACGAAUUCGAAUAUUGGACUAGUGAGUUUGAAAAGUAUCCUUUAUAUUUUAUGACAUUUCAUGGUCAGCAGCCCCUUAAGCUUGUCAUGGAAGCUAUUGAGCACGCACAAUAUAUACAUGAUAUAAGUCAUGUUAUUAUUGAUAAUCUGCAAUUUAUGAUGGGCACAUCAAUGACGCAGAAAAGUGACAAAUUUUGGGAACAAGACGCUAUAAUUACUGCUUUUCGUUCCUUUGCAACUAAAAAUAAUGUGCACGUAACACUAGUUAUGCAUCCACGAAAGGAACGUGCAGAAGACGAACUUACUACAAGUUCCGUAUUCGGAACAGCCAAAGCUACACAAGAGGCCGAUAAUGUGCUGAUUAUACAAGAUAAACGUUUAACGUCGCUUCGUGGUAAAAAAUAUUUACAAAUUGUAAAAAACCGUUACAGUGGAGACUUGGGUAUUAUGCCUCUGGAUUUUGACAAGGAAUCUUUAAGUUAUUCAUUGUCAAACAAAAAGAAAAAAACAAUUAGUUCUUAAUAAAAUCUGUACUAAUAUUAUAUUACGUUAUAAUUAA